This is a messenger RNA of Ictidomys tridecemlineatus (thirteen-lined ground squirrel), 1647 nucleotides long. The record is from RefSeq and is a predicted model, not a curated record. Lineage: Eukaryota; Metazoa; Chordata; Mammalia; Rodentia; Sciuridae.
GGCAGUUAAGAAGAGCCGUUAACCAGCAGCUAGGAUGGAAAGGAAGGAAGAAAAUGGCAUGAUGUUCCACAGUCCUUACAAAGUCAGCAUACUGAACAACAUAACAUACCGGCCAAUCCUCCCCUGCCGCAUACACUGCUUCUAUGGUCUGCCACUCUACCAGCAGCAGUUCCUGGAGAAGACCCGAAGCUACAUUCACAUGCUCUGUGCCAGCCUCUUGAGCUUCAUUUUUGUCCUGCUGCUCUGCUUGUCCACUCUGCACUGGGUGCAGUUCAUAGUGUUAGCAGAUAGGGAGAAGCUCUUUGCGGGGCUCUGGACAGCAUGUCACCAUAAUCUUUGCUGGAGCCACAUGCCAAAGGCACCUUACUACCUCCAAUUCUCCAGAGCCUUCUUCCUCAUCUCUGUCUUCAUCACCCUCAUUAUUAUUAUCUGCCUCAUCAUCUCUUCAACCAAAAGACCAGAACAAAAAACCUACAUAGAUCUGGGCGUUUCCAUCUUUUGUUUUAUCUCAGGCACCUGCUUACUCCUCUGCCUCAUUUUGUUCUUGAUGCAAGUGGAAUUGUACAGUAGGAAUGUCUUGGAGCCCCAUUUCCUAUUUGUCUACCGCUUCAAUUGGUGGGGUAUUGUCUUCUACAUAGUAGCUGGGUUCUUCUCUGGACUCAAUCACAUAAUUUUUCGGAUUGCUCUUUCAAAACAAAAUCUUGUGACCCCUAUUACAAAGACAAGAAUAAGACAUAUGGCCACAUUGAGAUUGAAUUUAACUAAGACAAAUGUAAACGCUUUUCCACAGAUGCAUCAAAUAUCAGAAAUGCCUUCACAGACAGUUGUACAGCCAAGGUCCCAAUCAGACAUAGGGAUCCAAAUAGAUCUAGAGACAGGAAAUGAAUCAAUAAUAAGGAAUGGGUUAAUGACUCGGGCUAGAUUAGCUACAGAGACAGAACCAGCUGGUAUAAUAGAGCCUGGAGCUGAAGCAGAGACAAUGAUAGGAAUGUGAUUAGUGGUGAGUCAAGCAAUAGGCCUGAGAGUAAUGAAAAGAAAAUGACCAAAGGCAGGGAUGGUUAGAUCAGAGAUUCAGCUGAGAAAAAAAUGCUGGUGACAAGACAGAAGGAUUGAUCUUAGAUAUAAGGUAAUAGAAGAUGAGGCGAUUUAAAAUAUAAAAGGCCUCACAAAGAGGUUACUCUUUAGGGGUGAUGAUAUUUUGGAUCUGUGUGGGAGUAGAGGAGUACCAGAGAUAAUUCUGAGAUGACAAGAUAAUAUCUCUGGAGUAUCCUCCUCAGAUUCUGCUUCACUCACUAAAUAAGUCAAUAUUUUGGAUGAAAGAAAGUCAUUUGUAUAGUUUAGGUCAAAGGUACUAUGACUUGAGAAUAACAAAGUGCUACAAAGCUUAUUAAAGGAAGCUUCCAUGUUAGUGUGGUGUACCAUGAUUUGGGAAAUGCUGGACACCAGAUUUCCAUGACUACACCAGGGGACAUGUCAGCAAAAUGGAAAGAACAUUCCAUUUUUGGUCCCCACUUCCCUAAUCUGUUAGGCUAAUUUUUGGCAAAUAUUUUUCCUUGACCAACUAGACUAUGCUAUUCAUUCUGCAACUAACUUUUCAUGGCCAUAAAUGAUGAACAAUAAAGAAGUUUUUCCUGUUGGCCCAUACAA